Oncorhynchus nerka (sockeye salmon) is the source of this 5303-nucleotide messenger RNA. RefSeq names its product inositol polyphosphate 5-phosphatase K (gene inpp5ja). The record is from RefSeq and is a predicted model, not a curated record. Gene Ontology annotation, biological process: negative regulation of peptidyl-serine phosphorylation; phosphatidylinositol dephosphorylation. Gene Ontology annotation, molecular function: phosphatidylinositol-4,5-bisphosphate 5-phosphatase activity; phosphatidylinositol-3,4,5-trisphosphate 5-phosphatase activity. Lineage: Eukaryota; Metazoa; Chordata; Actinopteri; Salmoniformes; Salmonidae. The transcript is spliced from 12 exons. Gene Ontology annotation, cellular component: plasma membrane; cytoplasm; ruffle. Bases 2269 to 4590 code for a protein of 773 amino acids.
GGCUGUGCACGUUAAGAUAGCCUACCAGCCUGACAUUUUCAUUCUGCGCAGUUCAUUUAUAGAAAACCUAGUCACAACGCCUGCUGAAUUUGGAGGUUGUGAUUUCUUGGGUGCAUUUAUUACGGUCUCACUCUGACUCUAUUCUCAAUCAGAUAUUAUUAGGGCGCUGUGUGAGUGAUGUGGGUUCCUCUCUAGGAAAACAGUUGCACCGGUCAGGCAGCAGGUAAGCAGGAUCGAGACGCAGGCAGCUGUCCCGUUAACUGGGCAGUCUGCAUCACGCGUACAGAUGCUCUUCUAGUAGCCUAUUUAUGUAAAUGAGCUAAACACACAUCUCAAGGAUAUGUUUACUGGAAAUAAGGCACUAGGUUACUGUCUUUUCACGUUUUAUGCCACUAAACUCGCGUACCGGGACCGGCGCCAGGUUUAUUACCUUUGACAGCUCGCGCAAGCGUCACUGACUGCUGUCAUUCUCCACGGUAUGUACUUGUCUCUCUACGGUAUCUAUUUGUCAUUCCCCGAGGCGUAGUAUAUAUUUCAGACGCGUCGAAGAAAACCGUAUACCGUGAAGUCCUGUCUUUUUGAGGGCUGAAAGAAAGCGUAGAUGUUUCUGUCCGUAUCCUGGACCGAUUCAAUUGGAUAAGUCUAUUUUACCAUGCCCUGCCUUGCGCCAGUUUGAGACCGAUUCCUUGUACACCUUUCAGAUAAAAGGUAAUGUAUUUGUCUGUGUGCGCAACCAUACAACAGGCAUCUGUCUAUAGGCUAUGUGAUUAGUAUUGUAUGUUGGUUGAUGAUCAUACAUUCUUGUUUUUUUAAAUUUUCUAUGAUGUCAGUGUGCCCCAGCAGAGAGGUGCAUGGCUGAGGAGAGCUGUAUUAAGUGAUGUUAUAGAUCUGUUAUAAACAUUGAUGUAUGACAGAUGGGUAGAAUAGAAUCCCCAGGCCAUUACACUCUUAAUCCACCUAUUUGACUCCACCUCUGCUGAAAUAGCCAUGAUCAACAACAUUUGUGGUGGCUUUUCACUUUCCAAUAUAUUGAUCUAUUGACACACCUUCAAUGACCACAACCACAAUCUAUUAUGUUUAGGCUACCCUUGCACAAGCAAGUGGUCACAUUGUGCCCUUCAAUUUUCAGAGCCACUCUGAAUGUCAUAAAUAAAUUAAGGGGGUCAGGGCCAGCUCUAGCAUUUUGGAGGCCCUAAGCGAGAUUUGGUUGUGACUGUCAGUGACUGACAAAACAAAACCAUUUUUGCCUGGAGCCGGCCCUGAGGAGGGUAUUUUUUUCUUCUUCUGUAGGUCAGAGGACAAACAAUGUGGUUGGUAAGUGAGCUGUCACACCGGCCACUGGCCUAUAGGCUACUUCUCAUAGAGAGGGGGACUAUGUAGACCACUAUGUGGCUCAUCUGUUGACAUUUGUGUUGUGAACUGUGUCCCUCUAUAUCUGCUGCUGCAGUGGGUUAGUGUUGCAUCUCUAAACACACACUCUCGCUGCCACAGAACAUGUGUGUGUUAGAGUGUAUUAGAGAGAGACCUAGCUAGUUCUACCUGAGGCAAAGGAGCAUGAUAUAUUGGUUUCAUGCACAGAAAGCCAAUCUUCCCCCCUCCAUCUCCAAAACAUACAGUAGUUGAAAGGGAAGACACAAGGAGGGAAUGGGGUAGAAAGGGGGUUGGGGGACUGAAAUAUGUUGCUAAGCAACAGGGAAGUAGACCAGGAUGGGGGAGAAAGAUGGUACCCACCAGCUUGCCUGUGGUUCAGUAUGGUGAUGAUGUCAGCAGUGGUGUCGGAGGACUAGAGGGCAGGAGGUGGACAGGUACUCAAUGUGAGCCAGCUCCCCCCACCCGCUUCUGGCUCCAUGCCAAUCCCCCCUCUUGUCGGGCCACAGGGCUCUGUGAUAGUUGGAGAGAUGGUCUGUGACCAGAGGGAGAGGGUUGUGAAGGACAAACAAACACAGGUCACUCAUCUUCUCAUUCUACAUUGGUAUCAGUUACACAACAGAGGAGUCUGGUGGGAGGAGCUAUAGGAGGACAGGCUCAUUGUAAUGGCUGGAAUGGAUUCAAUGGAACAGAGUUAAACACGUUGUUUCCAUGUGUUGGAUGUGUUUGGUACCAUUCCAUUGAUUCAUUUUCAGCCAUUAAAAUGAACCUGUCCUUCCAUAGCUUGUCUCACCAGCCUCCUCUAUUACACACCCAGCCCAGCAGACUGCACAUUCCUCUCUCUUUCUCACAAUCGCUCUCCCAUCCCUUCACCAUGAUUUGUGGUUACUAACCAGGUUGAUGGAUCAAAUGCAGCAUAAACAAAGCAGCACAGAUCCAGCCAGACCUUCUGGACAACCUGGGAGGAAUACUUUUCCAGCACCUGCUCUACCCCGGCGACCAACAGCUCAGGACACCUCUAUCCCCAGUCCCACAGGGGGGUCUGGGAAACUCCCAGGACUGGCCUCAGGUGUACGUCAGAUGCCAGACCAGGUGAGGCUGGAGCAUGUACAACUUGGGUCCAGUCCUGCAGUUCCAGUCUAUUUCAGCCGUCCCAGACCUACUGCACUAAAUUCCUCCAGAGAUUCAGAGGCUGAUAUGAAGGAUAAGGCCUCUAUUCCAAACCGCAUUCCUGGACCACACAGCUCCAUCUCCCUGUCCCAGUCCCCUACAGAGUCUUCUCUGUUGUCCCACAGCCCCCAGAGUCCUCACAGCACUCAGCCUUACACCGGCCAGCCUUACCUCAGCCCCCAGCCUAACCUGCCUCAGCCCUGCCUCACCCCACCAUCAAGCCUCAGCCCCAAACCAGGCUCCAGUCCACAGUCCCAGAGGACCAGCUCCCCUCUGGGCGCUAUGGAAAAUCAGCCACAGACUGAAGGAGAAACGGAUCACGGUUUCAGGGUGCACAUUGUCACAUGGAAUGUGGGCUCUGCUGUUCCCCCUGAUGACGUCACAUCUCUGUUUGGGCCGCAUGCUGGCGAUGGGAGUACAGACAUGUUUAUCAUUGGGCUUCAGGAAAUGAAUUCUAUGAUCAACAAGCGGCUGAAGGACGCUCUGUUCCACGACCAGUGGAGUGAGCUUUGCAUGGACACACUCAGUCGCUUUGGAUAUGUGCUGGUGGCGUCCCAGCGUAUGCAGGGGGUUCUGUUGCUGGUGUUCUCUAAAUUCUGCCAUCUUCCAUUCCUGAGGGGGGUGCAGACAGAGAAAACACGCACAGGCCUCGGGGGCUACUGGGGUAAUAAAGGGGGUGUAAGUGCGAGGAUGACGAUGUUCGGCCACCCGGUGUGUUUCCUGAACUGUCACCUGCCGGCUCACAUGCGGAACCUGGAGCAGCGCAUGGAGGACUUUGAGAGCAUCCUGCAGCAACAGCAGUUUGAUGGCGCGACCGCCUCGGGUGUGCUGGACCACGACGUGGUGUUCUGGUUUGGGGAUCUUAACUUCCGCAUCGAGAACUAUGACAUUCAUGUGGUGAAGAGUGCCAUUGACAGCAAUAAGCUCCCUUUGCUGUGGGAGCGAGACCAGCUCAACAUAGCUAAAAACAGUGAGUCCAUUUUAGAUGGCUUCUUGGAAGGCCCUCUCAAAUUCCCCCCCACAUAUAAGUUUGACGUGGGGACACACACAUACGACACCAGCAGUAAGAAGCGAAAGCCAGCAUGGACAGACCGUAUCUUGUGGCGUCUGCGUUGUACGGGCUCCCCUGUUCCUACCCACAAUGCCGCUCUGCAGCGUGGCCUAACCUCGUGGCUGGGUGGGGCAACCAAGGUGGUGCAACACUCCUACCGCAGUCACAUGGGCUACACCUGCAGUGACCACAAACCGGUCUCUGCUGUCUUCUCAUUACAUUUCCCAUUCAAAGUGGACCUUCCUCUUGUAACGUUAGAGUAUGAGAAGGAGUGGACUAAAGUUUCUGACGCUACAGUCAGAUUCACUGUGAGGUCCAACUUCCAGCGCAGCUCAUGGGACUGGGUUGCAAUAUACAAGGUUGGGUUCAAACAUCACAAGGACUAUGUAGCAUAUGUGUGGGCCAAGGCAGAUCAUGGGUCACAGGUGACAUUUACAGAGGAGGAUUUACCCAGGGAUGCAGGGGAAUACAUUUUGGGUUUCUAUAGCAACAACAUGAAUACUAUUAUUGGAGUGACAUUGCCCUUUCAGAUCCAUGUUCCUGUGCGCAGCCCGACAGCCCCACCAGUAUGCCGCUCAGACAGUUCUGACGUCAGCUCGGAGGAUGACAGCACACUGGUCCUGCUGGCCCCUGCUAGCUCCCGCAGCCCAAGCCCUGGAAAAAGCAAACACCACCAUCGUCACCGCCGCAGCCACAGUCCUGCUCACUCCAACACCCCCAUGCCCUCCCUGCAGGGCCUCAGCUUGCACCCUCGUCCCCUAGAGGGCCUACCAAGCAACCGCUCGCCCUGCUCUGCAGCUAAGAAGGAGCGCCUGGUCUCCCCCCAGGACACACUGCCGUCGCCCAUCAGCCCACUCACGCCCCGCAGCCCUGUGUCACCCGGGGGUGGGGUCUCAGCCCCAGAGGCUCUGAUUGCUGCCAUCCUGGGGGAACACAGGCCAACUCAGGUCACCCCGACAGGGGGCAGGUCACCAGGCAAGACUGGAGAGACAAGUUUAUGAGAAGCCCAAGCAACAAUCUCUGUGGGGUCAUGAAUGUGCACAGACAUUAAGAUAAGACUGUUGAAAUUAGGCCAGUAAAGACUAUAUGAUGAUAGAAUCUAGGGCUGAUAUGGUCCAUUAUUCUGAUGCUGAUCUGACCCUACACUGUCACUACGCUCAUAAAAGCAGUGCAUUGUAUGACUUGUAGUUUGCAACAUUCCACAUGUUAGUGAACCAGUUGUCUCUGUUUCUUAAUCUACUUAUCAGUGACUUCAUCCCAUACAUACACUGUGUGUACUUUGGAGUCAGGAGCUAGUCCAAAUCGAUAACAGUCUAAGUCUUACCCCAAGAAGUGCUUUUGCAGACUCAUAUCAAUACUCUAUGUACACAACAAAUGUAAAGCCAAAGCAAGAGUAAAUCUGCAAUGUACAGUACUGCUGUUGUUAUGGUAAGUUUAAAGGAUGUCUAUAUGCCCUACCCAUAUGGGCCGGAUCACUUUGUGUGGUAUGAUAUCCAUCUUUCCAUGCCCCUAAGCGCCAACUGAUAUUAUACCACUUCAACCGGUUUGUUUCUGAAUCUCCCCAUCUUGUGUAUAUGUGUGUAGAAUUGUACAUGUUUGAGAGAAAAAAACAUUCCUGUCUUAUUUUCAGAGUGAUAAGGAUUCUAAUGAUUUAGUGGUUUGUUUUGGUUGUGGACAUAUUGGUUGUGUGAGGAAAAUAAAAUGAUAAUCCUGA